AUGGGGGCAAGCACUUUGGAGUUGGUAUCAGAUGAGCUGGGCCUUGAAGCCUGGUUAAAAUAUAAUAAAGCAUCAACCUGUAUUGGUUUCUGUGAAAGAGUUAUCUUCAUUAAAUCAUUUUCUUUCUCCCUAGGCAAUGAGAAGCACGAUCUUUAUGUUAUCCCGCAGCAGGGAAGCCUUGAACCAGUUGUCCAAGACCUGGCCCAGGUUGUUGAAGAGGCCACAGGUGUUCCACAGCCUUUUCAGAAGCUUAUAUUUAAGGGGAAAUCUUUGAAGGAAAUGGGCUCACCUUUGUCAGCACUUGGAAUACAAAAUGGUUGCCGGGUUAUGUUAAUUGGGGAAAAGAAUAACCCAGAAGAACAGGCUGAACUAAAGAAGUUGAAACAUUUGGAGAAGUCUGUGGAGAAGAUAGCUGAUCACCUGGAAGAGUUGAAUAAAGAAUUUACUGGAAUCCAGCAGGGUUUUCUGGCUAAGGAUUUACAAGCCGAAGCUCUCUGUAAACUUGAUAGGAGAGUAAAGGGCACAAUUGAGCAGUUUAUGAGGAUCUUGGAGGAGAUUGACACAAUGAUCCUACCAGAAAAUUUUAAAGACAGUAGGUUAAAAAGGAAAGGCUUGGUGAAAAAGGUUCAGGCAUUCCUAGCUGAGUGUGACACGGUGGAGCAGAACAUCUGCCAGGAGACCGAACGGCUACAGUCUACAAACUUGGCCCUUGCUGAGUGAGGUACAGUGGAGAAAGGCUGUACUGUUCUGAAUUGCAGCACCACCGCUCUGGAACAGAAGUUGCCUAUUUUCUCCAGGGUUGCCAGAGUCAUCUAGUCAAUUGCCAAUUUUCCUACUCCUACACGGGUUCUCAAUGAAAAUGUACUGUCUUUGCAAUCUAAAGUAGAGUUGCUUGUGUGUUUUCUCAUUUUGUGUCCGGGUGGCUGUACAAUCCAGCAGCUGCCUUUUCUAGACUUGGCCUCCUCGCCCAUGUUUUAUCA
This is a messenger RNA of Dipodomys ordii (Ord's kangaroo rat), 980 nucleotides long. RefSeq names its product BCL2-associated athanogene (gene Bag1). The transcript has 6 exons. The coding region runs from base 1 to 720 and encodes 239 amino acids. Lineage: Eukaryota; Metazoa; Chordata; Mammalia; Rodentia; Heteromyidae. Gene Ontology annotation, cellular component: nucleus; cytosol; cytoplasm. Gene Ontology annotation, biological process: protein stabilization. The record is from RefSeq and is a predicted model, not a curated record. Gene Ontology annotation, molecular function: adenyl-nucleotide exchange factor activity; protein-folding chaperone binding.